CACACACACACACACACACACACCAUAUUGCACUUUUCACAACUCCCAGCUCCUGUGUUAGCAUCACACACUCCUUGGAGGACCUUUCUUUCCUUCUUUCUUCCAUGUGACUUGUUAUGGUGACUUGUUAUGUUCUGAAAGUGUUUAACUUUCCAGCAACUAGUCGAGAUGGAAGGGCUUUGACUUGCACCAGCCUGGGGUCACAUUAUGGUUCAGGGCCAAGCUGUCAACAUGAGUUUGAUGGACAUUUCCAAGAUCUUCUCCCUGUUGCAGCCUAAGGAGGAGGACGAGGACAACGAGCAGUGUCAGGCCUUGAACAACGCCGUGAGCAGCGACGACGUGACUCUUCUCUCCGAGCUUCUGUCUCAGGAGAGCUACAGGAGGUCUAUCAAUGCUCGAAGCGGCUGGGGGGUCCCGGUAACCCCCCUGCGCACUGCUGCUGCUCUGGGACACCUGAGGUGUUUGGAGUUGCUGUUGGAGCACGGUGCAGAGAUCGACAGCCUGGACGUGAAGGCCCAGACGCCUCUGUUCACAGCUGUCAGCGGGAAACAUCUGGACUGUGUGGUCGCCCUGCUGAAGGCCGGAGCAGAUCCCAACGGCAGCCAGUACAACAACUGCUCGCCGGUGCUGACCGCAGCCCGGGAGGGUGAUGUAGACGUGCUCCGAGAGCUGCUGCGCUUCGGAGCCGAAGUGGACGUCAAGCCCAAAGUCCCCGAGUGGGCCUCCAAUGCCACGGCCUGCAGGGGGCCCCUUUAUAUCACAGCUGUUUAUGGACACCUGGACUGCCUCAAGCUGCUCCUUCUCUACGGGGCCAACCCCAACUACAACUGCACAGAUGAGAAGAUGCUGGUGAGGAUAAAGCAGCCAAAGACAGUUCUGGAGGUGUGUCUGCGUUACGGCUGCGGAGUGGAGUACAUCCAGCUUCUCAUAGACUUUGGGGCAGACGUGUACCUGCCCACACUGAUUAUUGACAAGACCACAAAGCAGAACGAAGCUCUGAUUCUGUUGCUCAAAGAGAGAGUUUGUCCCAAAACGCUGAUGUCGCAGACUCGGCUUGCAAUUCGAAGACACCUCCCCUUUGCCAAUAAGGAGACUGCCAUUGACAGUUUGGAUGUUCCUCUGAUCCUGAGGAGCUACCUGAAACACUACACCUCUGAACACAUAUCGAAGUUUGUUACUACUAUUUAAAUAGAUAUAUUUGCUCUACGACGCUCAUUGAAGUGUCUUUGUCAAAUACAGAGAGAUGAU
Molecule: messenger RNA, 1248 nt
Organism: Sebastes umbrosus (honeycomb rockfish)
Lineage: Eukaryota; Metazoa; Chordata; Actinopteri; Perciformes; Sebastidae
Product: ankyrin repeat and SOCS box protein 12-like
Exons: 4
Coding region: 208-1188 (326 amino acids)
Molecular function (GO): protein binding
Source: RefSeq, a predicted model, not a curated record